AUGAGCAAAUUAGAUAGAGUUAGAGAAUUGACUUACGCUGACGUCCCCAAGGCCGCUAAGAACCUUCAGGAGUCCUUCUCCGAAGACGCCUUGGCCAGGCUUCUCACCAACCACAUCAAAGACCCGGAGAAGAAGUACAAGAUCGACAUCUUGCUUUAUGAGGCCUACCUUAGACAACACAUAGCUAAAGGCGUUUGCCUUGGUAUUGGAGAGACCUCCGAUGGCUUCGAGACCGUGGCCGUCUGGUCUACACCUUCUUCAGUGGCUGAUGGCUUAGAGAGCUUCCAUACCUUGAUGGCAUCUGGAUACGGCAAGCUAUGGGAACACGCUGAACCAGAGGGCCAGGAGAAGAUUUUUGAGGGCAUGUUGCCCCUUUUGCACGACACAAGCGCCAGGAUAUUUGCUACUGAUAAGAGAUUCAGAGGCAAGGGCGUCUACACAUUGGUAUACUUGGGCUCUGUGGCCUCUGCCAGAGGAAAGGGUAAUGUCAGAACGAUGUUCGACUACAUGUUCCAGAAAUACAUCGAUGUGCCCAACUCGAACAACAUUGCAUACUUGGAAAGCUCGUCUCCUGACAACAUUCCAAUCUACAACCGCUUCGGCUUCCAUUUCUACAAGGAUAUCACCUUGGGAGACAAGGAUAAGCCAAACGCCAAGGAAGGCGAUGAUUACGCUGUCAUGAACGUCAUGGUCAGAGGCUCUUUCGGCAAGGACUGGACGGGCUCUGCCACCCCGGAUUCUUUGCACAAAUUAUAA
This is a messenger RNA of Candidozyma duobushaemuli, 756 nucleotides long. RefSeq lists its product as uncharacterized. NCBI's taxonomy places the organism in Eukaryota, Fungi, Ascomycota, Pichiomycetes, Serinales, Metschnikowiaceae. The transcript has a single exon. The record is from RefSeq and is a predicted model, not a curated record. The coding region runs from base 1 to 756 and encodes 251 amino acids.